AUGUUGUCGCGUGCCGCCGCAGCGCUGCUGCUUUCGUUUGGAGUCUCGUCGGUUCUCGCAUCGCUCCGUUGCUUCAACGACGACUUGGUCGCCGUCGAGACCCCCGUCAUCGCGCUCCCGGCCUACGCCAAGCGCCAGGAGUCCAAGCCGGUCGACGUGUACUUUCACGUCACCAGCACCGUAGCCAACAAGGACAGAAUCACCGACGCAGUUGUCGAUGCCCAGUUCGAGGUCCUGCACUCAACUUACCUCAAGCACGGCUUCUCACUAACCCUCGUCAACGUCUCCCGCAUCGUAGACGACGUCCUCGGCAAAGGCUUCUACGAAGAAUCCGGCAUCGGCAUCCCCGACUUCGAAGGCUACGUUGCCUGGUGCACCGCCACGCGCCGCGGCGGCUACGACGCGCUCAACGUCUACUUCUUCUCGGACCUGGGCGCCAGCCUCGGCGGGCAGUGCGCGCUCGCUGGUGUCGUGCAGGAGGGCAGCCAGCAGUUUUAUACUGAUGGGUGCUGGGUCAACGGCGACUCUAUGCCCGGCAUGACGCCCCGCAGCGGCAACGACACGGUGCCGCGGAAGGGGCAUAUUGCUGUUCAUGAGGUUGGGCACUGGUUUGGGUUGCUGCAUACGUUUCAUGGAAGGCUCUGUGAGGGGAUUAAUGAUCAGGUUGCGGAUACGCCUGCGCAGGCUGGUGGGAGUGGUGGGUGUCCUGUUGGGAGAGACUCGUGCCCUGAUUCGCCUGGGUUGGAUCCUAUUCACAACUUCAUGGACUACUCUGAUGAUACUUGGUGA
Colletotrichum godetiae is the source of this 789-nucleotide messenger RNA. RefSeq names its product metalloprotease MEP1. The transcript has 2 exons. Lineage: Eukaryota; Fungi; Ascomycota; Sordariomycetes; Glomerellales; Glomerellaceae. The coding region runs from base 1 to 789 and encodes 262 amino acids. Gene Ontology annotation, molecular function: metallopeptidase activity. The record is from RefSeq and is a predicted model, not a curated record.